Messenger RNA from Hyla sarda, 2443 nucleotides. It is a transcript of the gene ISL1, whose product is annotated as ISL LIM homeobox 1. NCBI's taxonomy places the organism in Eukaryota, Metazoa, Chordata, Amphibia, Anura, Hylidae. Gene Ontology annotation, molecular function: DNA-binding transcription factor activity, RNA polymerase II-specific; cis-regulatory region sequence-specific DNA binding. Gene Ontology annotation, cellular component: nucleus. The record is from RefSeq and is a predicted model, not a curated record. The transcript has 6 exons. The coding region runs from base 271 to 1335 and encodes 354 amino acids. Gene Ontology annotation, biological process: positive regulation of transcription by RNA polymerase II; axonogenesis; neuron fate specification.
GCUGCUGGGUGCACGGCUCAGCCAAUCAGCCGGGGGCAGCGCUGACGUCACCCCGCCCUGCGUCACACCAAUGGAGAUUGAGCUGAGUUGGAGCAGAGAAGUUUGAGUAAGAGAUAAGGAAGAGAGUGUGUGAUCAGCACUGACUCCAGCAGCAGCAGAAGCAGCACUGCAGCCUGGGCUCCUGCAGCCGGCACCCCCCUCAUUCACCUCAGCCUGGGUAUACUGCAAGCUGACACCAUCACACUGUGGACCCUGCACCCUCUCACAGACAUGGGAGACAUGGGAGACCCUCCAAAAAAAAAGCGCCUGAUCUCCCUAUGUGUUGGCUGCGGGAAUCAGAUCCACGACCAGUAUAUACUAAGGGUAUCCCCGGACCUGGAGUGGCAUGCUGCCUGUCUCAAGUGUGCAGAGUGCAACCAGUAUCUGGAUGAGACUUGUACUUGCUUUGUUAGGGAUGGAAAGACUUACUGUAAAAGGGACUAUAUCAGGUUGUAUGGCAUCAAGUGCGCCAAGUGCUCGCUGGGCUUCAGUAAGAACGACUUCGUGAUGCGCGCCCGCUCCAAGGUCUAUCACAUCGAGUGUUUCCGCUGUGUGGCCUGCAGCCGCCAGCUCAUCCCCGGGGACGAGUUCGCAUUGCGGGAGGAUGGACUUUUCUGUCGGGCGGACCAUGAUGUAGUCGAGCGGGCCAGUCUAGGGGCCAGCGACCCCCUCAGUCCCCUGCACCCUGCUGCCCGUCCCCUGCAGAUGGCAGAACCCAUUUCUGCCCGGCAGCCGGCCCUCAGACCCCACGUCCACAAACAGCCAGAAAAGACCACCCGGGUCCGGACAGUUCUUAAUGAGAAACAGCUUCACACCUUGAGGACCUGCUAUGCUGCCAACCCCAGGCCUGAUGCCCUCAUGAAGGAACAGUUAGUGGAGAUGACUGGCCUCAGUCCCAGGGUCAUCAGGGUCUGGUUCCAAAAUAAAAGAUGUAAAGACAAGAAGAGAAGCAUCAUGAUGAAACAGCUCCAGCAACAGCAACCUAACGACAAAACGAAUAUUCAAGGGAUGACAGGGACCCCUAUGGUGGCUUCCAGUCCCGAAAGACACGAUGGUGGAUUACAAGCCAACCCAGUAGAAGUGCAAAGUUACCAACCCCCAUGGAAGGUCCUGAGUGACUUUGCCCUGCAGAGUGACAUUGAUCAGCCGGCUUUCCAGCAACUGACCUGUUUCUCACAGGUUAAUUUUUCAGAAGGGGGUCCAGGUUCCAAUUCUACUGGAAGUGAAGUGGCCUCCAUGUCCUCCCAGCUCCCAGACACCCCUAACAGCAUGGUAGCAAGCCCCAUCGAGGCAUGAGGAGAAUGAACUCUAUGGUCUCCCAACCCAACCCCUCUUUUUGUAUUACCAAAAAAAAGGGACACCUAUUGGCUUGGACUUAGUAUUUGACGACCCAGCUUGAUGCACCAGAGCACCCAGGAUAGUCCAUCUGAUGCAUAGAGACCAUCUGGUGAAGAUGGCAUGGUAGCAACACUGUGAAGACAAUCAUGGGAUCUUACUAGGAUUGAACAGUAUCCAAAAAAAAAAAUAAUGGUCGUAUAGGAGCAUUACCACCACCAGUCCAGGACCAGGGCCUAGAGGAUUUAUAUCUGUGGAUCUCCAACAAUAUACAUGAAUAAUGUAGUCCUACAUCUCACGACAAUAGACCAAGAUGGAGAGAUAGCAGAGGAGAUCUUAAUGGUGCUGCUUAUCUGUGGAACAUUACUUCAUCAUUUGCCUUGACAAACAGGAGCUCCAAUGGAGGAUGGGGCUGCAGAGCAUGGAAGGUGGAGGAAACAUCAUGGAGGAUUACAGGUGGAGCCAUUGGGUUGCAAUGUUCUCAAGUGACUAUAACAAAAGGAGCUGUAUCCAGGCCUCACAUAGCAUGUAACUGUUUCCGAGAUCCCCCUCCUCAUAACAAGAAGUCCAAAAAAUAAUACAACAAAAACAUUGCUUUCAUUUUUUUUACCUGCCUUUUAAUAUUAUCCGUUUAUUUUUAUUUUUAUUUCCAACAUCCAACUCUUGGAAGCAUUGCAGCAACAACAAGGUAUACCUCUAUUCUGCCACAGGCCUCUCUGGAUUGUGUGUGAUUCUUAAAGAGACAAGAACUUCUUUCUCCCCGCAUCCCCAAAGAUGUGUAUAGUUAUUAUUAUUAUUAUUAUUAUUAUUGGUUCUAAACGACUGUUCUCUCUCUGGAAAUGACGAGAAAGGGAUUUUUUUUUUGUUUGCUAUUAUUGCAUUGCAGAAAUUAUAAAGUAAUUUAUUAUUUAUUGUCGAAAGACUUUGCCACUUUUCAUGUUAUUUGAAUAUAUUUUUUUUGUUUGCUGAAGUAAAAAAGAAAGAAAACCAAGAAAACCCCUGUUUGUAUGGUGGUCUCUCUGAAUUACAUGUUGUCUUGUGUGUUUGUUGUUGUCUCUUCCUAUUUAAC